AUGAGUCCGAAGAAGGAAAUUACAACUACCUCUUCCAGAAAGCCUAGAAAGCCAAGAAAUUCGCAAAAGAAAAAUCGACUCCCAAAACUAACAAGGAAUGAAUUGAGCAGUAUGAUGUGUAUCCAAGUAACAAAAGAGGGUCUUCAACUCAAACAACCAGAGAUUACCUUCCCUUUCCCAAUGUGGCUGGAUCAAAAAGAACAGGAAAAAGUAUCUGACCAAGUAACAAAAGAUCAAAUCUCCCCCUCGAAGGUUAGUGAAAAUAAUUGUCAGGAAGAAAUUGAAAAGAACAAGAGUAAUGAAUCCUUCAAUUCCUCUGAUGCGAAAAAUUUGACAAGAAUUGGUUACUGCCUCUAG
Molecule: messenger RNA, 357 nt
Organism: Plasmodium inui San Antonio 1
Lineage: Eukaryota; Apicomplexa; Aconoidasida; Haemosporida; Plasmodiidae
Exons: 1
Coding region: 1-357 (118 amino acids)
Source: RefSeq, a predicted model, not a curated record